AAUCACUCAAAACACUCAUCAAUGAAAUCUGAUCAGCGGUAGCUUUUUUUUUUUCUUUCUGAAGGAACAAAAGUGAGCAAUAGCUAGCGGUACAUCUCUCUCUGUGGCAAUGGAUCAAGCGAGGAUCUCGUUCUUCCCGGAUGGUCUCCGUGUGAUGAUCAUCGACGACGACGCAAAGGCCGUCAGAAGGGCAACGGCGACGUUGUCCCAACUGCAGUACGCAGUGGUGGCGACGCACUCCACCGCAAGCGCUGGUCUGCGUGCCCUCUCCGGCGACAACGUGGUAGAAAUCCAAGCCAUCCUCUGCGAUGUCCACAAGGUGGUCUCCUCCGGCUUCGACUUCCGCCGCGUCGUCGAGUCCGAGCUUCGCAUCCCCGUCAUCUACCUUCUGUCGAAGAUGGAGGAGGAGGACAUGGUCGCCGGCGAGGACGCGGAGUUCCUGAACCACCUCCUGCUGACGGCGACCUACAUCGUCAGGAAGCCGCUCAACCCCACCGUGAUGGCCCGGCUGUGGAGGGUGGUGGCAUGGCGCAUGUACUGCCUGGAAGAAAGGAUUCAGGCCAAUGUCGCUGCCAAUGCUGGCGCUGGUGGCGAAGACGACGACGACGACGACGACGUAGUUAUCGUCGAGGAGCCCCAAGUGCACUUCAAGGUGGUGAGAAGAACGUCCGGUGGCAGCAGGAAGAGGCAGCUGACAAUCAACGUCGUCGACGACGGCAACCGCGGCAGCGGCAGCGGCGGCGGCGGCGGCGGCGGCGCAGAUGCCAACCCAACCAGGAUACUGCAGCACAUCACUAGCAACUUACAGGAAUUCCGCACGAAGCACCAGAAGAAGGACAUGGCCAUCGAGCGUCCCCUCAUCUCGUCGGACUCCAUGUUCCUCAAAGCCAUCCUCCCGACGCUCAAAAUCUCACCAUGCAACCCCCUGACCCUCACUGGCGGCAUCGGUUCAAGCAGUGUCGCCGCGGAGGCCUUCGCUGGCGGCAGCUCUUCAGCUGCACCACUUCAAAUUCCAGUUUUCCAGCAGCAAUCCACCGGCAAUGGCAACACGGUGAUUAGCUUCAGCAACAAUGCUUCACCGAUGGCCAUGCGUGCGCCAACCGACAAUACUAUGAUAUCGUUCAACAAUGUCUCUGCUGCGCCGGUCGCCAAUGCGGUGAUCUCCUUCAGCAACAUUUCUAGGUCUGCUGCCAUGCAGGCACCAGCGGCAAGGGGGCAACAUCUGUCCGGUGAUGUCCAGCAGCUGGAUUUUCCCCAGCAGAAGCUGUACUUUGGGCCCUUCUCCUACCAAGGGCCUCCGCCACCUUCCAUGCACAACCACAUCAACCUACUCCCGCCGACGUCCUCCCCUGUGACCUGCUCCAUGGACAAAGGCAAGGUUCCUAUUAUCGAGCUCCCAUAUGGGAUGCCUGUGGAUGACUUCCUCGUCAGUCAAACCACAUAUGGCGGUGCCGGACCAUCCAUCGGAGCCACUGACGCUGCUGCCGCUGCGUACCCUUACACAGAUGCACCGAGCAAUAACGUUGCAACUGGCUGUCUCAUGGUGCCACCAAUGGGGCCAGCAUUCAGUAUCACUGAGCCAACUGUGGUGGCCCAAGGUGAGGGCACCGGCACCGGUGUCGACGCCGGCACAUCAGAGAAGAACGCGAUAGUAGAAGCACCAAACAACCCCGCGCCAUUAAUGGUACUGGAUCAGGUUGCUGCUGAUGCUGCAAUGGAUGUUCAAGAAGACAUCAUGUUCUCUUUGGAAUCUCUUCUGGGGCCGGACUAUGACCUGCUACCUAUGGAAGACGUUAGUGCUCCGGACACCGCUGCAGCCGGUGAUGCAGCUGGUGGCUCACUGGACGGAGAGGAAGGCGGCAUGGACAUUGGUUGGGAUCUCGACCUGGAUGACAUCCUGGUGGAGAACGUUAAUGACUUCGCGUUCCUGGACAACCUUGCCGGGAGCGAGUAGUCAGUAGUCAUCUCAUCGCAAAUAUAUUAUCUCAAGUUAAUUAAGCUAGAGAUUAGAGAGAGGGGAUGUGUGCUCAGUAUGAUAAAACAACUUUUAGUCUUUGUUGCAAGUACUCUAAACAUUGAUGAUUUUUCCUCCGUUAUCAUGCCAGGAAUGUGAACUUUUAAAACUCCAAAUUCCUA
Molecule: messenger RNA, 2136 nt
Organism: Oryza sativa Japonica Group (Japanese rice)
Lineage: Eukaryota; Viridiplantae; Streptophyta; Magnoliopsida; Poales; Poaceae
Source: RefSeq, a predicted model, not a curated record